AUGUUAAUCCGUAUUGGUCUCUUAUUGUUCAUACUUACUUGCGUUCAAACAACGGAAGAUGAAGGGGAAUAUUAUAAUGGUAUCGGCGAAAUAUACAGAUCCCAGAUCAUUAACGUUAUACGCAAACGUCAAGCAGAUUUAUCAGAACAGAAGCUACAAGGUGGCGAGGUCAAAACUGAACCAUUGAAUACAGACACACUGAAUGACAGUGCCAAUAAAAUACCUGCAAAAACUAGUUCUAAAGAGGAAACACCAAAAACGCAGCCAGUAGUCGGAGAAAGCGAAGGAGGAUCCGUGAAAGAAGAUAAUUCUAAAUCAGUAGCUCUUGCACCACAGCCUAGUGAAGUACAAGAUGAAAAAAAUACAAAAACUGAAGUUCCCAAGGGUAAUGCGACAGCACCCGCCCAUUCUGCAAUAUUAUCACCGCAUGUGACAAAUUCUACGGCAGUAAAAUCCAAUGGAACAUCGAAUUCAACUGAAGAUCUUACAUCUGAAAGCUUGGUGAACAAGCCAGGUGUUGUGAAAAGAGGUCUUAUAGUUUUCGGAGGCUUUUCUCUUCUUGCUGCAGCAUAUUUUGUGUUUUACAGGAAAAAGAGCAAAAACUAUGAUUCAAACACACACAGCAAUAAUGAUACAAAUCAGUUCAGAUAUGGUGUGUUACAAUCAGACGAUCGUCGGGACAACCUCGAACUCUCACAGAUACCGUUAACCAUGGAAUCUGAUGACGAGGAAGAAGAUUUGGAAAUAUUUGACCUUGAACAGAAGAAAAAGUCCCUAUCAUAUGUAAAUCUACAAGUCAACGAUGAAGAUAUUGUCCUAAACGGCACAAAAGAUGAGUCCAAAAACAAUCUGCUACUAGAUAUUGAAGAUGGGUCAGAUACAUUGAUCAAUUGGUCGAGUAAUGGUAAUAAGUCGAUAUUAUAA
This is a messenger RNA of Danaus chrysippus (African queen), 924 nucleotides long. Lineage: Eukaryota; Metazoa; Arthropoda; Insecta; Lepidoptera; Nymphalidae. The record is from the annotation of a GenBank genome assembly.